AUGAGUCAAUCCAAUACCCCCUUCCUCUCGCGGAACCUUGAGAAGGAUUACGAAGAAAAUGUUGAAACAGAAAGUCAUUCAACAACAGACGUCGACCUCGAAGACGCCCUCUCAACCACAUCCCAAAAAGGGCCACGCCCAUAUCGAAGACCUUCGCCAUCCUUCCUCCGAUGUGUUCUUUUCCGCUCCUGUCCAGAUCUGAUCCUCUACCUCUUUGCCCUCUGGGGAUUCCUCUCCCUCGUUUUCCAACUAGCCCAACUCCUCUUACCCAUAACACCUAUCUUCCCCUCUUACCAUGCCAAAACAACAACAACAUCAUCAUCAGGGGCAAGACCCGGCGCAUCCAGCACAACAAAAGACACAGUAGACGUCUACCGCCCCUCCACCUUCCCCUCCCCCUCUUACGACCUCUGCUCCUGCGGCUCUUCCAUCCGCGAAGCACAGUCUCUCGGUUGCGUCUACGACACCAUGGCCGCCGCCUGGCUUCCCCCUUACUGCCGCGACCCCGAACUAACCACCAUCUUUGACCGUUCCGGUCCGGGAGAAGGCGGAGCAUGGGCUUAUUACGCCGACCAAAACGGUAGCGUCCGUCUUAGUCCGCACCAAAUCUCCCUUUUGGCGGAUAAUCAUCACCAGACAAAAACAAAAGAAGGGGGAAAUGUCUCUUUUUGGGCAACGAGAGAGUGGCAUCUAGCGCAUUGUUUGUUUUACUGGCAGAAGUUGGUGCGGAUGAGGGAUACGAAUGCGGUCAUGGAGAGGAGGUUUGAUGGGUGGCGGCAUGCGAGGCAUUGUUAUGGCUUGUUGAUGAGGAGGGAUCCGCCGAGUAGGGAGAUGUUGUUGGAGGUUGAUGUUAGGUUGAGUAGUGGGUUUGAGGUGGGAAAAGAGGAGGAGGGGGGACAUGAAGGGCAUUGAGUUUUAGUUAGUUUGGAUUGAUGGGAGAUUCCACUUGUUUGGAGAAGUGAAAGGUGAGGGUAAUAUAUUCGAAUAUCAUAUUACCAUUGUAUA
Neurospora crassa OR74A is the source of this 1005-nucleotide messenger RNA. RefSeq lists its product as hypothetical. Lineage: Eukaryota; Fungi; Ascomycota; Sordariomycetes; Sordariales; Sordariaceae. The coding region runs from base 1 to 912 and encodes 303 amino acids. The record is from RefSeq and is a predicted model, not a curated record. The transcript has a single exon.